This is a messenger RNA of Setaria italica (foxtail millet), 1045 nucleotides long. RefSeq names its product zinc finger Ran-binding domain-containing protein 2. Gene Ontology annotation, cellular component: cytoplasm. The record is from RefSeq and is a predicted model, not a curated record. The coding region runs from base 301 to 717 and encodes 138 amino acids. The transcript has 3 exons. Lineage: Eukaryota; Viridiplantae; Streptophyta; Magnoliopsida; Poales; Poaceae. Gene Ontology annotation, molecular function: mRNA binding.
CGCCUCCUCCAGCAGCACACCAAACCCUAUAUAAAAGCCCGCGCGCGCCUCCUCCCUCUUCAACCCAAGCAACAAGCCUUCCAUCGCCACUCGCCCAGAGCAAGCGAGCUCAGCAGCAUUCCAGCAGCUGCAGCUAGCUCGACCGCUUGCUCUUGCUCUGAUCCCGAUCGGCAUCGAUCGCCGAUCGCGUAGGUAGCCAGAUACAUACAAGAGAAUUGAAGAGUAGCUAGAGAGAUUUUCUGGUAGAUAUACACUUCUUUUGGUAGGAACAGAGAGCAGAGCCUAGAAAGGCAAGGCGAAAUGGAGAAGAUGAACAUGGUUGCUAGCAGGAAGCCCGGCGACUGGAGCUGCCGGUCGUGCCAGUACGUGAACUUCUGCAAGCGCGAGGCGUGCCAGCGCUGCGGCGAGGCGAAGCUGGGCGGCGAGCGGACGGACUACGCCGCGCUGGGCGGCGACUGGGACGUCAAGCCCGGCGACUGGUACUGCUGCCGCUGCGGCGUCCACAACUACGCCUCCCGGGGCAGCUGCUUCAAGUGCUCCGCCGCCAAGAACGAGGCGGCCGCCGCCGUCGCGCAGGGGUGGGGGUUCACCGUCGCCGGCCAGGCCGGGAUGAAGCCCGGCGACUGGAUCUGCCCAAGACUGGGCUGCAACGUGCAGAACUACGCCAACCGAACUGAGUGCUUCAGGUGCAAUAUGCCCAGAUCAUACUACGGUUGAUCGGGCAACUACACAACAGAGAAAAGCAUAAAACCAAAAAAAAAUAACUGUACGAGAUUGAAGAUCAAUUGAUGACCAUCAAGGAUCGCGCCGCCGGAUCACGAGGACAUUUUUCCCUUCUUUUUUUUUUCUUUUGAAUGAAUGUAACUAAUCCUCGACAACUCGAGGAGGGUUAGCCAUUUGGAAGAGCAGCAACCGAAGCUAAAAAGGAGGAGGAGGAUAUGUAAAAGUAAUUAGAAGAAAGAGUGUGGCUGAUGCCAACAGUCAGUCUUACUUUGUCCCGUCCUUUUUAAUUUCCAAUAAAAGCCGAGGUUAAAGAAAGGAAAAA